Megalobrama amblycephala (Wuchang bream) is the source of this 1980-nucleotide messenger RNA. Its product is annotated as tripartite motif-containing protein 16-like. The record is from RefSeq and is a predicted model, not a curated record. The transcript has 6 exons. The coding region runs from base 99 to 1724 and encodes 541 amino acids. NCBI's taxonomy places the organism in Eukaryota, Metazoa, Chordata, Actinopteri, Cypriniformes, Xenocyprididae. Gene Ontology annotation, molecular function: protein binding; zinc ion binding.
ACACAGAAGCAGGAAACAGGAAUCACAUGAGUUCAGAGAAACAGAAACUGAAGUGCAGAUGAGCUUUUGUGUGUCUGUCUCUGUAUUCAUGCAGUAAAAUGGCAGAAGCCAGAUUUUCUCAGGAUGAGUUCCCUUGUCCAGUGUGCCUGGAUCUCCUGAAGGAUCCAGUGACCAUUACCUGCGGACACAGUUACUGUAAGAGCUGUAUUACAAGCUUCUGGGAUCUGGAGGAUGAGAAGAGAGUCUAUAGCUGUCCUCAAUGCAGACAGACCUUCAGUCCAAGACCUGCUUUAGGUAAAAACACCAUUCUGGCUGAAAUGGUGGAGAAACUGAAGAAGACUAAACUUCCUGCUGACUGUUACGCUGAAGCUGGAGAUGUGCAGUGUGACGUCUGUACUGGAAGAAAAUACAAAGCCGUCAAGUCCUGUCUGGUGUGUCUGGAGUCUUUCUGUCAAACUCAUUUUGACCGUCAUGAGGAAUAUCACUCUCAUAAACCACACAAAGUGAUCGAUGCCACUGGACGACUGCAGGACAUGAUCUGCCAUAAACAUGAUAAACUCCUCGAGGUUUUCUGUUGCACUGACAGGAGUUGUAUAUGUAUGCUGUGUAUGAUGGAUGAACAUAAAAACCACGACACUCUAUCAGUUGCAGCACAGAGGACAGAGAAACAGAAACAGCUGAAGGAGACGCAGAUGAAGAUCCGUCAGAGAAUCCAGCAGAGACAGAAAGAUCUUCAGCAGCUGAGAAAGGCUGUGGAGUCUCAUAAGCGCUCUGCACAGACAGCAGUGAAGGACAGUGAGAGGAUCUUUACUGAGCUCAUCCGCUCCAUUGAGAGAAGCCGCUCUGAGGUCACACAGCUGAUCAGAGAUCAGGAAAAGGCUGCAGUGAGUCAAGCUAAAGGACGACUGAAGCGAGUGGAGAAGGAGAUCAAUGAUCUGAAGAGGAGAGAUGCUGAGCUGGAGCAGCUUUCACACACACACCAUCACAUCCAUUUCCUGCAGAGUUUCCAGUCUCUCUCAGCACCUCCUGAAUCUACAGAUGAACCUGACGAUCCCUUCAGUUCUGUCUUCUCUUUUGAUGACAUGAGAGAAUCUGUCCAUCAGCUGAGAGACAAACUAAAGGAUUUCUGCAAAGAGGAGAUCAAGAAGAUCUCUGACAGAGUCACUUUUACCAACAUUGUUCCCAGGACCAGGAACAACUUCCUACAGUAUUCCCAUCAGCUCACUGUGGAUCUGAACACAGUGAAUAAACUUCUCAGUCUGUCUAAGAGUAAAAGAGUGAUUAAUAACACUGGCACAGAGCAGUUGUAUCCUGAUCAUCCAGACAGAUUUGAUCCAAGGUGGCAGGCGUUGUGUAGAGAGAGUGUGUGUGGAUGUUGUUACUGGGAGAUUAAGUGGAGUGGGAGUGUGUAUAUGUCGGUAUCAUAUAAGAGCAUCAGUAGGAAGGGACUAAGUGAGUGUUGGUUUGGAUAUAAUGACCAUUCCUGGAGUUUGUACUGCUCUUCCUCCAGAUAUUCAUUCUGGCACAAUAACAUACGCACGGAUCUCCCUGUAAAGUCUGUCAGCAGUAGAAUAGGAGUGUAUGUGGAUCACAGUGCAGGAACUCUGUCCUUCUACAGCGUCUCUGACACAAUGAACCUCAUCCACACAGUCCAGACCACAUUCACUCAGCCGCUCUAUCCUGGGUUUUGGGUUGGUUCUGGAUCAUCAGUGAAACUGUGUUGAUGAACCAGAAUAGAUUUUAGAGAGAUUUUACCCACAACUCUUUCAUUCAUUCAUUUAAUUAAGUCUCCAUUCCUGGGGGCAAACAAGCAAACAUAUCUGUAAAAUAAUCUUAAUUCUGUGGGAAAAUUAUUUUUUGCAGUUUAAAUAUUGUAUUAUAUUUUAUGUUGUUUAAUGGAAAAUGCUCUUUCUGAAAAGAUGUUCUUUCUAUGGCUUCCAAGUAUCAACAAAUAAAUUAGACUUGAAUUGUAAUGAUUUA